CGUGUACAGCCGGAUAUCCCCCUACUGACAGGUCGCGCUCUGAGACACCGGAAGUAAUCGUCGCUUUUGGUGACGCUGCAUUAGACCUCAAGACAUGGACCGGUCUAGGCUGUUCGGGUUGUUCCUUCUCAGCCUGGCUCUUUCCGGAGCUCAGGCGCUCACACCGUCACAUUACCUCUCCCUGUCUGAUGUGGCCCGACUGCAGAACCUCCUGAGCCAGCAGUUCACUGACCUGGAGUCCGCAUACUACUCAGUUGUAGGUCUGACCAAGCUGGGAGCGACAGUUCCCGAUCACGAAGAUGUGUGCCAGUUUGUGAAAUCUCAGCUUGAUUCCACUAGUGUUGAUUCACUCUUCUUUGCUGCUGAGAUCAGUCGUGCCAUUUCAGGAUGUGAGAUCCCUGUAUCCAACGAAACCCGCGACCUCCUCCUCGCUGCAGUCAGUGAAGAUUCGACCAUGACUCAGAUUCAUCGGGCUGUGACUGCUCUCAGCUCUCUUGGGCUUCCUCUUGCUUCCCAGGAAGUUGUAGGUUCCUUGACAGCCCGGAUCAACAAAGAGGAUAAUGUUAUGGCCAUCACCAUGGCUCUGCAAACAGCAUCCCAGCUUUCCCAGCAGGCAGAGCUCGGAGGAAUACUGGAAGAAAUUGAGGAUCUGACAGCUCGCUUGGAUGACCUCGGUGGCCUCUACCUCCAGUUUGAAGAGGGACUCGAAGCAACCGCCAUGUUUGUGACCGCUGCUUAUUCCCUGUCAGAUCACAUGGACAUGGAGCCUCCUAUCAAAGAGGAUCAGGUCAUCCAGCUGGUGAAUUCUAUCUUCAGCAAGAAAUCCUGGGACUCUCUGGCUGAGGCUUUCAGCGUGGCAAGCGCCGCCGCUGCUCUGUCCGGCAACCGCUUCCACGUACCAGUAGUAGUCACUGCCCAGGGCCCAGCUACUGUUUCCCACAGCCAGCCAACCCUGCAGCUCCUUGUCACUGAUGUCAUGUCUCAACCACUAGACUCAGCCAACGUGGUGGUGGAAUCUGCAUACGCUGUGGCCUCGAAGGCUGCUAUUCUCAACCAAGCACCAUUCACAAUUAAUGACGGCGUCUUUGAACUGAACUUCAUGUCCAGCCAGCCAGCCAGCGGAUAUUACCAGUUCACCAUUGCAGUGACCGGGGACAGCCGGCUGGUUGCCAAUCAUGUCGAGCUUAAAGUGAAGGUGUCCACAGAGGUGGCUGUGACCAACAUGGACCUCUCUGUGGUGGAUAAGGACCAGAGCAUCGGCACAAAGACCACCAGGGUGGACUAUCCUUCCAAAGCUAAGAGCUCCUUCACAGCAGACAGCCACCAGAACUUUGCCAUGUCCUUCCAGCUGGUUGACAUUAACACUGGAGUGGAGCUCACACCUCACCAGACCUUUGUACGGCUGCACAAUCAGAAAACUGGCCAGGAGGUCGUGUUUGUGGCCGAACCCGACAGCAAGAACCUGUACAAGUUUGAGUUGGACACAGCCGAGCGGAAAUCGGAAUUCGACUCCAUCUCUGGCACCUAUUCUCUCUACCUCAUCGUUGGAGACGCCACUUUAGAGAAUCCCAUCCUGUGGAACGUGGCCGACGUGAUUCUGAAGUUCGUGGAUGAGGAGGCCCCGGCAACAAUUCAACCUAAGACUCUUUAUGUACCCAAACCAGAGAUUCAGCAUCUGUUCAGGGAACCUGAGAAGAAGCCCUCCACAGUGGUUUCCAACACCUUCACUGCACUCAUCCUGUCUCCCUUCCUGCUGCUGCUCAUUCUGUGGGUCAAGCUCGGCGCCAACAUCUCCAGCUUCAGCUUCUCUCCGAGCACCAUCCUGUUCCAUCUGGGACACGCAGCCAUGCUGGGCCUGAUGUACGUCUACUGGACCCACCUGAACAUGUUCCAGACUCUGAAGUACCUGGCAAUCAUCGGCGGUGUAACUUUCCUUGCCGGAAACCGCAUGCUGGCCCAGAAAGCAGUGAAGAGGAUUGCUGCAGAGCAAAGUAGUAGAUUGGCAAAGUAUAGAAGCCUUCGAUAAAGCCUCCCCCAUUUGUAACAAAUGAGUCGGUUCUGCUUCCAGGCUGAAAAAUCAGAAAAAAUAGGGGCAAGAAAAAAGAAGAUGAUUGUUUUGUUGUUUCCAUCAAAACCUUGUUUUGUUUUUUGUUUGUUUUGGGUUUUUUUUAAGAGAAAAUGGGACGAAAAGUUGAAAACUUCAAAGCAUGCAGUUUGUCUGUGUUGCCAAAUGGAAGAAAUUGAAAUAUCACCACGUCUCUGGGGGUCUGGAAUAACACUCAGUGCAGAGGACUGUGGAGCUACUGAUCAUUGCACUUCAUCUUCCUGUGAGAUUUGUUUUCUUAUUGCGAGCUGUUUUUGUUGUUGUUUUUUUUUUUUUUUUUUUUUUUUUUUUUUUUUUUUUUUUAAACCUGGGUUUGUCCCGCCCCCCUCCUUAUUUUAUUUUAUUUUUUUUGGUACAUUCCUCUUUUUUGUCCCUCAGCUCACCUCGUAACAUUUUUCAACUGUUAAUGAACCAUAUUGGCAGUAAUACUGACACAUGGAACAUUUCUGUGGCUGUUUCCUAUUUGAUACAGAGUCGAUGUCUCUGAGAAAGUCUGUUAAUAAGUAAAAAAAGAGGGCAAUUUGAGGAUGUUUUUGUAAAGAAGAACAGGAAAUAAAGGUGCUGGGGAGGUCAA
This is a messenger RNA of Haplochromis burtoni (Burton's mouthbrooder), 2678 nucleotides long. It is a transcript of the gene rpn2, whose product is annotated as ribophorin II. Gene Ontology annotation, biological process: protein N-linked glycosylation. NCBI's taxonomy places the organism in Eukaryota, Metazoa, Chordata, Actinopteri, Cichliformes, Cichlidae. Bases 95 to 2026 code for a protein of 643 amino acids. Gene Ontology annotation, cellular component: oligosaccharyltransferase complex; membrane. The transcript is spliced from 18 exons. The record is from RefSeq and is a predicted model, not a curated record.